This is a messenger RNA of Ahaetulla prasina, 4480 nucleotides long. RefSeq names its product UDP-galactose-4-epimerase (gene GALE). Gene Ontology annotation, biological process: beta-D-galactose catabolic process via UDP-galactose, Leloir pathway. Gene Ontology annotation, molecular function: UDP-glucose 4-epimerase activity. The transcript has 11 exons. NCBI's taxonomy places the organism in Eukaryota, Metazoa, Chordata, Lepidosauria, Squamata, Colubridae. Bases 99 to 1163 code for a protein of 354 amino acids. Gene Ontology annotation, cellular component: cytosol. The record is from RefSeq and is a predicted model, not a curated record.
AAGCCCUUAAAGGGGCGGCGACCUCGCGGCUUCGGAAGGAGUCGGCGGAGCUGCUGCAGGUGAGGAUGGAGGCGGCGGGAGCGCGGCUGCACGUGUGAAUGGCUGAAUGCAUGAAGACCAUGUCGGAAAAGAUCCUUGUGACAGGUGGAGCUGGCUAUAUAGGGAGCCACUGUGUUCUGGAACUGGUUGAGGCUGGCUAUACCCCGGUAGUUAUAGAUAACUUCCACAAUGCCAUCCGAGGAGAAAAUAUGGUCCCAGAGAGUAUUCAGCGUGUGAUGGAGAUUGUAGGGAAGAAGAUCCCAUUCCAAGAACUGGAUGUUCUUGACGAGAGAGCCCUUCAGGAGCUCUUCAAAAAGCAUCGCUUUUCUGCAGUGAUACAUUUUGCGGGUCUUAAAGCCGUUGGAGAGUCAGUCCAGAUGCCACUGGAAUAUUACAAGGUGAAUCUGACAGGGACCAUCCGAUUGCUAGAGACCAUGAAAGCCCACGGAGUCAGGAACAUUGUCUUCAGCAGUUCAGCCACAGUCUAUGGAGACCCCGUUUACCUCCCUCUUGACGAGAAGCACCCGGUCGGCAGCUGCACCAACCCCUAUGGCAAAUCCAAGUACUUCAUUGAAGAGAUGAUCCAAGAUUUGUGCAAGGCGGAACCAGAGUGGAACGCUGUUCUCUUGCGAUAUUUUAACCCUAUUGGAGCUCAUAAGUCUGGAAAAAUUGGAGAAGAUCCCCAGGGCAUCCCAAACAAUUUGAUGCCUUAUGUUGCCCAGGUGGCUGUGGGGCGUAGAGAGCAUCUGAACAUCUUUGGGAAUGAUUAUGACACAGUGGAUGGGACAGGCAUUCGGGAUUAUAUCCAUGUAACUGAUCUGGCGAAGGGCCAUAUUGCAGCCUUGCAGAAGCUCAAGGAGAACUGCGGAUGCAAGAUUUACAACCUUGGGACUGGUGUUGGCUACUCGGUCUUGCAGAUGGUCAAAGCCAUGGAGAAGGCAUCUGGAAGACAGAUAAACUACAAGAUUGUUGAACGCCGAGAAGGGGACGUAGCCUCCUGUUAUGCAAACCCUGGCUUAGCUGACCGGGAGCUGGGUUGGAAAGCUAUCUUUGGCCUGGACAAAAUGUGUGAGGACUUAUGGCGGUGGCAGUCACAGAAUCCCACCGGUUUCAGCAAGAACUAGGAGACGGAAGAUGUUGGCUGUUCUUCCCACGUACAACCACUAGCACAUGGGUGCAGACCCAAGGGCUAACUAGUUUUGAAAAAGGAAGAUGGCCCAUGCUCAUUUCUUCUUUCCUUUUUGGAGCCGACUGAUCACACCAAGAGGAUGUCCUUGCCUUCUUAAGUGACCUGUUCUCUUCUCCUCACCAGAAACUCAAGAGUCUUUUUAUUGGCUGAGGCGAUGUGGUUUUUUUUUUUACUGAAUGAGCAGCAGGACAACUAGCUGGAUAUCACCGGAAGACAAAAUCCAAAUGUUUCCCUAGAGCCGGGUUGGCUCUGAGGGAAUUUAAUCCACAACCCUUUGGGGUUUUUUGGCUUCAAGAGGGUUAAGAGAGCAAGAUUUCAGCGACCGGAUUCUUUCAUUUGAGCGGAAGAGCCAGGAUACCUAAGUGGUCAAAAAACUAAGCCUUCUGAAGGUGGUGAAGUGGGUUUUGUCAUUAUCUCCAUUUCUUUUUCUAAAUUAUAAACUCUACACUUUUUGGGGGAGGGAACAAAAUAAUAGUAAUGGAAGCAUCUCUUUAAGCUGCAUAAAGCUGUAAUUUUUAACGUUCCUCAGUCUAUAGUCCAAAGCCUGUUGGGCUGCUUGAUCUCUAAAACAAGACAUCACGGAUUCUUAGUGAAGCUUUUAGUUCUUCUGGAUAGUGAUAUAACUAAAGGUUCUACAAUGCAGUGAUGUUUCUAACAUCUUGAAAAGAGAUGCUCCCACUAAUAGCUUUCUUUUAAGAUUGUAAAUUGAGAAAAAGCAGAAGAGCGUAAUCGUCUGCCAGCAAUGUAGGUAAACAGUAUAGUCAUCGAGUUAUGACCAUAAUGGAGCCUCUCAUCAGUUAUAAUUUUUGACAGUCAUAAAGCAUCAAUUUUACUACCUUUUUUGUGGUGGUGGUGAAGUAAACAUUGUGGUCCUUAGGUGGACCAAUAGUUCAGUACGGGCACAGUUUUGCUGAAAGCCAUCAUGAAAUGCGGUCAUGUGAUGGACAUUGCACGUGGCUAUAAAUGAGGCCCAGGACAUUGCAGGUGCCCAUAAAUGUGGCCUGGUUGCUGAGCACUUGAAGUACAGUCACAUGACUGGGGGAGGGAUAAAUCAUAACUUCAAGUCCAGGUCGGAAGUACAAGAUAAUUCCAGUGCUCAUUGCUGUGAAAGUAUCUGGUAUCUAAAUAUAAGACUAGACAGGUGUGCUCUUUAAAAUAUUUGCAGUAGAAUUGCUUUUGCCCACUUCCGUUUUUUGAAUUAAGGACCAUCAAUGUCCUUCUAAGGCAGGGCCGUCAAGCUCCCGGCCCAUGGGCCAGACUGGACACAUGCUGGCCAUGCCCAUGCCCGGUUUAGCGAAAGGGGAAAAAAUCCCGAUAAGUCACGGGACGUAGCCAUGACGAUGUGAGUUUGACACCCCUGUUCUAACGCAAAUCACUACCUCUUUUCUUGGCUGUAUAAAUGACCAUUAGGCAGGUUGAAGCCUAAUACAGGUUAGUUUUGAUACACUGAAAAUAAUCUAAACCCACCUCCCAUCUCGUUUCCAAUGGAAGCCACUAUUUUAGGCUCUGGAUCAAUGACCAUCUGUUUACAAACAGCAUUUCAUGCAGCAUAAGGAAUCUUGCUCCAUCUGGUUAGCAUUUUUGUUUAGCUUCUUAUGCCAAUUUGAGUUUACAGCUUAAGAGCAAAUUUUAUUUUAAUUUUUAUACUGCAAACAACUUGGUCAAAAUCCUGGUAUGGUGAUCAUGAUUAUCCACUAGGGAAAUGAUUAGAUUGCCUUCAGGGUUCCUUCCAACCCAAACAUUCUUGAAUAUCCAGUGAAAUUUCAGCCUUUGUGUUAAUCCAGAAGAGCAAAUGACAGACACUUGUGGAAUCUGCAAGGGGCAAGAUGGAACAGCUCUAUCUGCUUGGCCAUAAAUUAUCUUCUUUUGCAUUCCUGUUCCAUUCCUCCAUUAGAAGCUACUUUGAUUUUUUAUUAUUAUUAGCAAGCAUGGACUGGUUCUUUCUUCUUCUUAACCUUUAUGGUUAUGUUUUCUGUCUUCCAGACAGGUAAUCUAGGAUUUCUGCCCACUCCCUGGCCAGUAAUUCACAAGUGAUUUUUGAAAUCUCUGUUUUUCCCCUAAUGUUAGCCUUGUGAGUAUAGGCAUUUGGAGAACAACUCUUGAAAGAGAUUUAAAUGGUUUUCAAGGGUCAGGACAUCAAUGUUAUAUAAUUAAUAUUAAUGGGCACAUAGAUUAAAAAACCCUUUCUGGAUGCUUCAAGAGUAGGGGUGGGCAACCUUUUUAGAGCCAUGAGAGUUUCCCUUCAAAAAUUUAAAAAAUGGUUUCAGGGGCCAUCUUUAUUUUUGAAGAUGGCGAUGUAGUGAUAUUCCUGGAAAAGGAGGAAAACAACGAGCUUUUUUACUAUGUUUUACUAAAGCAGGGGUCUCCAACCUUGGCAACUUUAAGACUUGUGGACUUCAACUCCCAGAAUUGAGUUGAAAUCUACAAGUCUUAAAGUUGCCAAGGUUGGAGAUCCCUGUACUAAAGCAUGCGCAUUAUUUAUUCAAUAGCCUCUGCCACCCUCCACCAUCUCUUUUGCUGGAACAACUCUUAGAAUUGCUAUUUCGCAGGCCACAGAGGAUGGACUUUGGUGAACUGUGCACCAAGCUAUGUUCUGUCUCUGUUAGGAAGCAAACAGCAAGAAUAAAAAAAUGCCAUGAACAACUCCCCCACGCUAAAGGUACGCUUACAGAUUUGCACUAAAAUGCUUUUAAGGAAAUCUUUAUCACAAAAAUGCCUAGCCACUCAACCUACUACAGUACAACCAACACAAGCUAUGAAAAGGAUAGGCCUGUGAAAUAUCAAAAACAUCUCAGGAACAGCCAACAGACUAUUACAACCACAAGGCACACAAAUCAAUCAAGCUCUCCAAAACCUCUUAAGUAAACUAAAAGACCCAGCUACAACUUGUCUGAGACAGAGAAGUAUAAGAAUAGGAGAGCAAUGCCAACUAGUAAUCAGAUGACACAAUGGAAACCCCUUAAUCUCACAACACAUGGACAGAUCUAUCAGUUUCAACUAAGAAACAAUGAGCAUUCCAGAUCAAGUCAAAUCUAAAAAUGCUAGAGAAUUCCUGGAAGCUUAGCAUUCAGAUAAAUCAGCCAUCAAUAGACACAUAGAGACAAACCACAUUUACACCCCAUUCAAAAGAUACAAUAAAAAAGCUAAGAAGGAAACAAAAUAUCAGAACACAUCCUCUCUAGCAGGCUACACCCAGGUAAACAGGGAUCAGCAUCAGACAAACUAUCAAGCAGAAAACUAUACAUUAAUCAA